AUGGUGCCUGGCCACCUUGUAACUCGCAUCAUACAAUGCACUAUAGGACCCAUAUUGUGGUCGGACCACGCACCGACCACGCUAACCCUUCAAAACGCAUUCCCACAUAGAGGGACACCGCGGCGUCUAAAUGACUCCCUCCUACAGGACGCUAGCUUUAUCACACACUUAACAAAAGAUCUGGAGGACUACUUUACACUUAAUGAAAACCAGGACAUCUCCCCGCUUUCUCUCUGGAAAGCCCAUAAGCCCACAAUAAGGUUAAUCAGUAGAGCCUCAUUCCUAAAACGUAAAGCCCAAAGUGACUACCUAGGUCUAUUGCGCUUGUUAAGUGAUGCGAUGAAUGCUCAUGCUAUACAACCAGCAGACAGACACCUGCACACAAUAGCCGACACAACUAAAUGCAUAAAUGAAAUACAUCUAGCCAAAACUGCCCACAUACUCAAACGCCUGAAAAUGACUAGCUAUUCUCAGGGAAACAAAGCAGGGAAAACACUUGCCACGAUGCUGAGAAAGAAACAAACACAAUCCAAAAUUCCCUACUUAAUAACAAACACUAACAAAAAAACUAUACAACCCCAAGAUAUCAGUGAUGAAAUGGCCAACUUCUACCAUGCCCUGUAA
This is a messenger RNA of Pelobates cultripes (western spadefoot toad), 624 nucleotides long. The record is from the annotation of a GenBank genome assembly. NCBI's taxonomy places the organism in Eukaryota, Metazoa, Chordata, Amphibia, Anura, Pelobatidae.